Aureobasidium musti is the source of this 1413-nucleotide messenger RNA. The record is from the annotation of a GenBank genome assembly. NCBI's taxonomy places the organism in Eukaryota, Fungi, Ascomycota, Dothideomycetes, Dothideales, Saccotheciaceae.
AUGCGGAGUAGUCUGCAGCGGCAACAACUUUUGGACAUUGAAGAUUCGGCGACGGAUGACCUUGACAGUGCAGCCUUCAUCAUGGCCCUCACUCGCACUGCGUCGCAGCAGCAGACGCCAGGCACCUCGGUACAGCGCCAGACUCGCAACCUGGACCCAGCAUUACAUCCCUUCGAGCGAGCACGCGAGUAUACCAGAGCUCUGAAUGCGACAAAGAUGGAUCGCAUGUUCGCACAGCCCUUCCUGGCCCAGCUUGGUCGUGGUCACGUCGACGGAGUAUAUACCAUGGCAAAGGACCCGAACUCACUCGAGAGGUUUGCUUCGGGCAGUGGUGACGGUGUGGUCAAGGUCUGGGACUUGACGACGAGAGAAGAGAUCUGGCAGGCACAGGCACACGAGAACAUUGUCAAGGGCAUGUGCUGGACACACGACAAGAAGUUGUUGUCUUGUGGCAGCGAUAGGAGCAUCAAGAUGUACGAUCCCUACAACCAAGCCGCCAAUGCUGCACCGCUGUCGACAUACCUGGGCCCGGCCGCCUUCACCUCCAUCACCAAGCACCGCACCGAACCCGCCGUUGCCGCCUCUUCAUCCGUAAUCAGCAUCUACGAUUUGAACCGACCGAACUCUGCACCGCUGCAGACGCUUCAAUGGCCCAACAGCAUCGACACUAUCACCGCUCUCAAGUUCAACCAGACCGAAACCUCCAUCCUCGCUUCUACAGCCACCGACCGCUCCCUCAUCUUCUACGACAUGCGCACCUCAUCUCCCCUCCACAAAUCCGUCCUCACACUCGCCUCCAACGCUAUUUCCUGGAAUCCCAUGGAAGCCUUUAACCUGGCAGUCGCGAACGAAGACCACAACGUCUACAUCUUCGACAUGCGCAACCUGAAGCGCGCCCUCAACGUCCUCAAAGACCAUGUCGCCGCAGUCAUGGACGUCGAAUUCUCACCCACAGGCGAGGAACUAGUCUCCGCAUCCUACGACCGCAGUGUGCGACUCUGGAAACGCAACGAAGGCCACAGCAGAGACGUCUACCACACAAAACGCAUGCAGCGCGUCUUCUCCGCUGCCUGGACGCCAGACAACAAUUACAUUCUAUCCGGCAGUGACGAUGGCAACAUUCGCUUGUGGCGAGCACGCGCUUCCGAACGUCAAGGAGUCAAGAGUGCCAGACAGCGCCAACAGCUCGAAUACGACAGAGCGCUGGUGGAGAGAUACAAGCACAUGCCCGAAAUCAGGAGGAUCCACCGUCACAGACACUUGCCCAAGCAAGUCAAGAAGGCUUCCGAGAUCAAGGGCGAAGAACUCAAAGCCAUCAAACGCAGAGAAGAGAAUGAGAGAAAACACAGCAGAAAGGGCGAAACAAAGAGAAGGAGCGAGAGAGAAAAAAUGGUCUUGCAGACGGAGCAAUAA